Molecule: messenger RNA, 7333 nt
Organism: Choloepus didactylus (southern two-toed sloth)
Lineage: Eukaryota; Metazoa; Chordata; Mammalia; Pilosa; Megalonychidae
Gene: GORASP2
Product: golgi reassembly stacking protein 2
Exons: 10
Coding region: 107-1474 (455 amino acids)
Biological process (GO): Golgi organization
Cellular component (GO): Golgi apparatus
Molecular function (GO): protein binding
Source: RefSeq, a predicted model, not a curated record
CGAGUGCCACGUCCCAAGUGCUACGCGGAGGAGCCGAGCGGGCGGUGCGCGGGGGGGCGGUGAGCAACGCAGAGCCCGGCCACAGCGAUCGCCCGCCGCCGCCGCCAUGGGCUCCUCGCAGAGGCGUCGAGAUCCCGGGCGGGGGGCACUGAAGGCUAACCACGUCUUGCGGGUUCAAGAAAAUUCACCAGGACAUAGAGCUGGACUGGAGCCGUUCUUUGAUUUUAUUGUUUCUAUUAAUGGUUCAAGAUUAAAUAAAGACAAUGACACUCUUAAGGACCUACUGAAAGCUAAUGUUGAAAAACCUGUAAAAAUGCUUAUCUACAGCAGCAAAACACUGGAGCUACGAGAGACAUCUGUCACACCAAGUAACAUGUGGGGUGGCCAGGGCUUGUUGGGAGUGAGCAUUCGUUUCUGCAGCUUUGAUGGGGCAAAUGAAAACGUUUGGCAUGUCUUGGAAGUGGAAUCAAAUUCUCCUGCAGCACUGGCAGGUCUUAGACCUCAUAGUGAUUAUAUCAUUGGAGCAGAUACAGUCAUGAAUGAGUCUGAAGAUCUAUUCAGCCUUAUUGAAACACAUGAAGCAAAACCGUUGAAACUUUAUGUGUACAAUACAGAUACCGAUAACUGUCGAGAAGUGGUUAUUACACCAAAUUCUGCAUGGGGUGGAGAAGGCAGCCUAGGAUGUGGCAUUGGAUAUGGUUAUUUGCAUCGAAUACCUACACGCCCUUUUGAAGAAGGAAAGAAAAUUUCUCUUCCUGGACAAAUGACUAGUACACCUAUUACUCCUCUUAAAGAUGGGUUUACAGAGGUCCAGCUGUCCUCAGUUAAUCCCCCAUCUUUGUCACCACCAGGAAGUACAGGAAUUGAACAGAGUCUGUCUGGACUUUCUAUUAGCUCAACUUCACCAGUUGUCAGCAAUGUUCUCAGCACAGGUGUACCAGCAGUACCACUAUUGUCACCACAAGUUAACCAAUCCCUCAUGUCUGUGCCACCAAUGAAUCCAGCUACUACAUUACCAGGUCUGAUGCCUUUACAAGCAGGACUCUCUGACCUCCCCCCACUCCCCAAUCUCAACCUCCCCGCACCACACAUCAUGCCAGGUGUGAGCUUACAGGAAAUCGUGAACUCAGGUUUGCCACCUCUUCCUUCCUUGCCUCCCCAAGACUUACUACCUGCCAUUCCACCUCUCCCUUUGCCAUCCAAGUUCCUCCCGCCAUUCCCACUGGUUCCAGAAGUCUCUUCUGCAGCAAGCUCUGGGGAGCUGCUGUCUUCCCUUCCACCCACCGGCAACCCACCCUCCAACCCCGUCACGACUACUGCCAAGGCAGACGCUGCCUCCUCACUCACGGUGGAUGUGAUGUCCCCUCCUGCAAAGGCCCCCACUGCUGCUGAGGACAGAGUCAGCGAAUCCGCCCGAGCCAGUGAGAAGCCUCUUUCUGCAGUUACGAAUGCAAAUGCUUCUGAGUCACCUUAACUCUGAACCGUUCUUUGGAGUUGGCGUGGUGUAUUAUUAACCACGGGAGCGUGUAUGGAAAUGCAAACUUCCAUUAAUUUCAUACUAGUCUGUAUUGGAUCUGUAGGCAUCCUGUAAAUAAUUCCAAAGGGAAAACUAAGCAAGAGGAUGUGGGCUUGUAUCCUGCCAAGUUGGGGUGCAGUUCAUGGGCUGGGGAGGGAAGUGUCAGAAAGUACUUGUUAUUUUAAAACAACCAAAAAGAAUUAUAAGGGUGGCUUGCUGCCAGGCUUCCACUGCCAUUUUUGGGUGUGUACAUCUUUGGGAAAAUGGUGACAGGGUGUCCGCUAGGUUUCCUGUCUCCCUACUGCUCCUUCUGUAAGAAAACGUUAUGCCUGGUACUUACACAUGGCAUUUCUUGUGGUUUGUAAAUCGUUUGCAAGAAGGCAAACCACCUCACUAAACCAUGAAAAGAGGUAUUUUACUUUUGGUCUCUGAGUUGCAUCUCUAUUAAGGUUUACAGGAAAAUUCCAACUAAAGAUAUUUGUUAAAGCUACAUGGUGUGCACUAUUAAUUGAACAUCUUUUUAUUCAGCCUCUACACAGAUCCUUGUUUUGAGCUCUCAAAAUUACUCAGACAACAUUUUGUACCUGCUGCUGUUGCUUAUAAGUCCACCAUAAAAUGGCAUUUAUAAAGAAAUAAAGGAGAUGUUGCACAGUUUUAAACCAGAAGGUGGCACUUUGUGGCUACUUAAAAUAUUAUAGCUACUGGGUACAUAUAGAUACAGCAAUAAAUUACAGUAAUUUCACUUUUUAUGUUAUAUUUAAAUUACAGUUCCUAAUUGCCAUGUGUGUACUUGUUACUCCCCAGUCUGUCACACAUUUUGUAAUUUUUCAUGUUUCAUGUUUGCAUUCUCCUAAUUUUUCUAAGAGGUGGUAAAUUAACUGAAAUUGAUAUAUUGAAUGAACUUAAACAAAUGUUGUAUUCCUUUUUUGAAAUAAGAUGGAAGAAGUUCAUCAGUCAUUGACCUAGUCAUUGAAAACACUUAUUUCUCCUGCAGUGGUGGACACUGCUAAUGUAGCAUCAUAUGUGACUGGCGACUGACCUCUGACCACUCAGCCAGAAACCAGAGUCAUCACCGCCAACCCAGCCUGUUGGUGGGUUUGGUGUGUGUGUGUGUGUGUGUUGGGGGGGGGGGGGGUGCUGGCCAGCUUUAGAAUACAUCUGUUUCUGGAGCCAGGGUUGUAUUUGAAGCUAAAUGAUAAAAGAAGGCUCCAGCUCUUCAUAGAUUCUUUUGCUUGCAUUAUAAAUAUUUCUAGGUUAUUUUUCUUGGUCUUUAAUCAUGUUUUAAGGAGCUUAUAACAGAUAGAAAAACAUUCAUGAGUACUUUGAAAUGAUACAAUUUUCAACUUUCCAGGAAGGGGUAAGUUGAACAAGUUGUUACUACUUUCUAAAAGAUGCUCACAUUAAAAACAUCAACAACAAAACGUUAAGAAGAUACUUUAGUGAAGGGCAAGUGAGUAAUUUUUCAGCUUUCCAAAAUGUUUUUUGUGUUUUUCUUUUUUUCUUUCUUUCUUUCUUUUUCUUUUUUAUUCUUUUUUUCUUUUUAAAACAGCAGUUCCUCCAAGGCAGUGAUUCUUAACUCUUGACAAUGUUGAGAGCCCUGGACCUUCUUAGACAAAUGUCCGUGAACAUAUGUAAAACAAAAGGUUCUUUUGAGAGUGAGAUCCUCAGCACUCACUUGGAAGACAGUGCCCGGAUUUGGCCCAGAUUGUCUCACUGGAUCUUCCCUGAGGUGAAAGACACUUAGGUAGUCUCUGCUGCCUUCAGAAAAACCAGUUUAGGUAUUUGUAGAUAGUAGUAGAUCCGGUUCCAGGUGCCAGGAACAUGUCAAAGAUGGCGUCCCUAAUAGUAGUCUGCUCACCACCUUGGAGGGCACACAGACUAGACAGGCAGCCUCAGGGCACCCCAGGGUACAUGCUUUGGUGGAGAGGGAACUCUAAAGCUCCCACACUUGGAGAUCACAGCUAGUCAGAAUCACCUUUGAAAUCACCACUGUCAGUCAGUGCAGCUAUUCACAUGAGAGGCACAAGCCAUGGGGGAGGACAUAAUUUUGGAUUAGGUUCAAUUACUACAAAAUCCUUAGAAUCAGUGGCUUAUUUCUUCUUUUGUGUUCAGCUAGUUUGAGGUAGCAGGUCUGAGGCUGGAUGACCCACCACAGUGUCAGUGACCCCAGCUCCUGUCUCGGAAUUCUGUUGGGUGUGCUCUCACUCCCCAAAUUAUCACGUGGUCUCAGAUGACAACUGGAGCCCCAGCCAUUCCAUCCUCAGUCCAGCCAGCAAGAAGAGAAGGUACACUUAAAGGAAAUGUCACAGAAGUUGCACGUCACCAUGGCUUCCAUCCUUCUGGCCAGAACAGUCACAUGGCCACUUCUGGCUGAAAGGGAAGCUGGGAAAUGUAGUCUUUAUUCCAGGCCUUUCUGUGCCCAGUUAAAUCUCAGGGUGCCAAUAUUAAGAAAGAGGAGAAAAGCUAGUGAGGGCCCGUGUGCCCAAGAUUUGAUGGGAGCCAGGAGAAGGGGUACUUUUGUCAAGGAUGCCGGGUAAGGGGCAGGAAGGUUUCUAAGAUGACAUUUGGUGAGAAGAACUGGGCAAAGAAGGAGGCGGAGACCAUUCCAGGUUAGGAAAGGAAAUAUUUAAGGAACAGCAAGGAGUUGGAGCAGACCUUGUGUGCUCAGCUAGGGAGUUUGAGCUUUGUCUUAAAAACUGAGUCAUCACUGAAGGAUUUCCACAGCGGUGGGAAGCAGUGAGAACAAGCUCAGAUUUGCAUCUGAGAAUGCCAACACCAGCAAUAUAGAGGCUGGAGGGAGAAGCAGCAGUCUCCAGAGGCAACAGGCACUGAAAUGAGAAGCAGAGGAGGAAAGAGCUUAGAUCCCAAGAGACAAAUCAAAGACCACUUCAGUAGCUAAGGUGUACCUAAUGCUACUGAGUCUGAUGAUGACUCUUUUCCCUUUUGAUUUUUGUUCCCAUUUUUUUUCAGUCCAUUACUAAACCCACUUACCUUGGAACUGUAGCUUAGCUCAGCUCAUUUCCUGUAAAUUCUGAAGACCCAGAAAUGGCCUCUUGUGGCUUCUUCCUCAUUUGUGAGAAACCAGUUUAAGCUCAAGGCAGGAGAGAGGGGGUGUAGAGUCUGGGGUGAAGGGAUCAUUCUCUGGCCACUUAAAUCAGAGGAGUCUUCAUUGGGCCUACAGUUCAGCAAGUGAAGAUGGAGUUAAAAUUCAAGGGAUGGGUUGUGCUUGAGGACUCAGUCAGAAAGCCCUCCAUGUCACAGCCUCCAACAGUGUUGGCUACUGGUGCAUUUAUAUUAUUAGGAAAUAAAAUGCAUUUUAUUUCAAUUAUUUCUUUGUCAAAGGUUUUUUACUGGCAGAGAGUGGCCCUAUUUUUAUAAUCCUUACCUUUUAAGGAAGGCUGAAUCUCCCCUGCUUCCUGGAGGUGAAGAUACUCUAUCAGCUGCCACCCCACACCCACCCCCGCAGUGGUUUUCAGUCCUGGUUUGCAGAUUAGAAUCACCUCAAUCAUAAUAGGGAUUCCUGGGCGCUUGUAAUUUUAAAAAACUUCCCAGGGGAUUCCAAUGGGCAGCCGGAGAUGACAGCCUCUGUGCUAAACAGGCAUCUCCCUCCUGCUCAGUGGGCCUGUACCCUCCCUGUCUACAAUUAGCAGGCAUCUUACCCCCUCCUCCUUGAUACUUGAGUCUGCUGGUCCAACUUGAGAAGGGGAAAAGGCAAUAGAAAGCAUCUGCUUUUACCAACUUGCCGUUUAAAGGAGGGAUCUUUUUAUUUCGGCUUUAUUUUACCUUCUAUCUAGGAAGACGCUUUCCGGUGUGGCUAAACAAAGCCUUCCUUCAUAGGCCUCUUGGAUAUCGAGCCAAUUUGAUGAGAAGAACAGGGGAUUAAGGCCACUUAUGUGAACACGAUCGAGGACGAGGCCGGCGGAAGGGCGAGUGGGACUGGCCCCUGGGGCGGCGUCGCCCGGGCCUCCCCGCCACGCUCAGGGCGCCCAGCCACCAACCCCGAGACCCAGGAGCCCUGGAAGUGCCUGCCAUCCUGCUGCGCGCUGCUAGGUUCUCGUGGCGUGAAUAACAAGGCAGGAGACAAAACCCAGCCAGCUCUGUGCAAAGCACGCUGCGGGCAAGAAGACAAGAGGUUCACCUGCGGGGGCGCCAGGAGGUCGGGAGACGCCCUCGGCUUCUACCUCUGCUCCCUCCAGCCUAUUUUCAGUACAAAUGAGGGCUCUUCAGAGCUACACGAUUAGAGCAAUCCUCACUGAAGAGCCUGACGUCGUUUUCCCAUCGUGUAGAGUCAAGGACCAAAUCUUUAGAGGCCGGCUAGUUCCCCACAAGAUGCCUGUUCAGACCAGCCACUUAUGUGCCAAAUUACUCGAUAGCCAAAAGUUGUUUCUGGCUCCUUGCUGGACAAGGGAGUGGGCUGGUUCUUCUGUGCACGUUGACAGGACUGGCCAGCGCUGAGUGGUCCUCUUUUUCCUCCCUGGCUGCCUACGGAUCAGCCACUAUCAUGAAUGACACAGUAACUAUCCUGACCAGGAACUUUACAACCAACUGAUUACUUCAGCAGAAACAAAUGGUCAUUGAUGUCUUUCCCCCAAGGAAGACAACAGUACCUAAGACAGAAAUUCCGGGAAAACUAGCCAAAAUGUACAAAGCUACACAGAUGUCAUUUUUGGAUUCAGAGCCCAUUUUGGUGGUAAGACAACUGGCUUUGGCAUUGUUGGAAAAUUCUGCUUCACAUACUGGCCUUCAUAAGAGCACUUUAGGUGAGCCAUUUUUACGCAAAAGUUCCUGGUGGCCAGAAUAACACACUGUGGCCACUGCAUCCUGCCCAAACCCCCUUCCCCAGCUACAUACGUUCCAGUCCUUAAAAGGGCAUAAAACCCACUACUCACUUCUCCAUUGGCUCAACACCAUUCCUUCCCAAUUCCCACCUGACAGACCCCUGGGUCCAGUCGCCACUUGACCCAUCGGCUAAACCCCUGUUCUUCCUUACCAAGUCACCACCCUGGAAAGCAAAGCAUAAAUAAGCUCCCCCUUUGUCUCAACUGGGCUGAAGCUUUACCUGAGACCCCCGCCACGCUGAUGGCACCUUUCCUUCUGAGCCCCACCAUGCCCCUGCGUGAAUAAAACUUUCCUGCCUGAAAGUCGACUGGGCUACGUGCCCUCUAUGACUGUGCACCCCAAAAUUUUUAACAGGCUUGAUUUAGGAUUCCUUGGAUUAUGCAAAGAAAAAUAGUACCCAAACGCAGACCCAUAUGAGAAGAUGACAGACUCAAGGGAACAGCAAAAGGAGGACAAGAACAGAAUGAAGAAAGUUGGGGGCUGCAAAGGCCAGUGUUGGCACUGGCAAAAAGACAGUAAAGAUUCUGCAGUGAUUUUAUUGGUGAUUGUGCCAAGUUUUCACCAGGAUUACUACAACUAUAAAAACUUUUUAAAAAGUGAAUGGACUAUCAGUCCAUGAAGACUCUAGUGUAAUCUGGAACAAAAGAAACCUGAUGAAAAAACAUGCAUUAUGAUUCCAUUUUCAUGCACUAUAAAACAUACAAAUUAAAAUAUAUUGAUUUAGGGAUGCAAACACAGAUGACAAUACCAUAGAGAAAAAGCAAACAAAUUUUGUUCAUAUAAUUCAGGUCACUGGUGACAAGGAUGGCAGAGUAGGGCUUGUGAUUUUAUGAUUAGGAAUUAUGUGGGGCAUCUUAUGGGAGGGUGUCUAUGUGCUUCCCUAAUUAUGACUGCAUAUUUUUGUCAACCAUGUAUUUGUUGAAUUCAUUUUUCUGUAUGUAUGCUAUAUUUUACAAUAAAACACUCUAAAAUUGAAAA